ACACCAAGAGACUUCUCUCCUCAACCCAACCAAAACCCAACUCGCGACACCAUGGCCUGCUGUGUUUCCCAGUGCUGCAGGGUCCCCACCGGCCCCGCCACCACCAUCUGCUCCUCUGACAAAUUCUGCCGGUGUGGAGUCUGCCUGCCCAGCACCUGCCCCCAUGAGGUCAGCCUCCUCCAGCCCAUCUGCUGUGACAACUGCCCCCUACCCUGCUGUGAGCCUGACACCUAUGUGCCAACUGGCUGGCUGCUCAACUCUUCCUACCCCACCCCUGGGCUGAGUGGAAUCAACCUGACAACCAUCGUUCAGCCUGGCUGUGAAAGUCGCUGUGAGCCCUGCUGUUAAGUAGCCACGGCUUUGCACGGUCCUGUGAUGAGCUGCUCAACGUCUUACGCCUCAUCCGGGCUUCCACCCUCACUACUACCUACGUCCGUCUAAACCAAUCGUAUCUGCCAGGGCGGUGUUUUCGUGCAUGUGCCCGACUUCUUAAUCCUUCCUUCUCUCGAGGAGAGUUGGAGACCUUCUUUCUGUCUUUUAGGGUAUUUCACUGCUCUUUGAGAAAGAAUCUUUUUGACUCUUCCUUAAUAAACGUCAUUCUGGCUUAGCAAA
This is a messenger RNA of Phacochoerus africanus (Common warthog), 612 nucleotides long. Its product is annotated as keratin-associated protein 3-1. Lineage: Eukaryota; Metazoa; Chordata; Mammalia; Artiodactyla; Suidae. The transcript has a single exon. The record is from RefSeq and is a predicted model, not a curated record. Bases 52 to 348 code for a protein of 98 amino acids. Gene Ontology annotation, molecular function: structural molecule activity. Gene Ontology annotation, cellular component: keratin filament.